Cyanidioschyzon merolae strain 10D is the source of this 543-nucleotide messenger RNA. RefSeq lists its product as hypothetical. NCBI's taxonomy places the organism in Eukaryota, Rhodophyta, Bangiophyceae, Cyanidiales, Cyanidiaceae. The transcript has a single exon. The record is from RefSeq and is a predicted model, not a curated record. Bases 1 to 543 code for a protein of 180 amino acids.
AUGUUCAUCGCAGUGUCGGCCCUGAAGGGGCAGACCACUCGGCGAUGCGGCUUUGACUGGCAAGAUUUUCUUACGUCAGGAAUACACAACGUCGAAAGGAACGCCGCGUUGGCGUUUUUUAGAAGCGCGGCCCACAGAGCAGGUCGAGGGCCUCGAACAGCAACUCGUGAAGUUUUCGCCCUUAACGGCAACGGGCCGGGGACCUCUAGGCGACCCGGAGAUCGAAAGCUCGGCCCCAAUAAGGACCUCCUGUCGGAUAUCGAACGUUUCCGACGCCAGAGUCCUGGCAACGCGGAAAAAAUACAGGUUGGAGAGUCAAAACCUGUCGCUGGUAGGCUUCGUAGCUGGCUCACAAACCUGUUGAUUGCAGACGCUUUUUUAGUGUUCUUUUUCAUGGCGUGGCUUGUUGUUGGAGUUAUUCUUCAGUUGACCAGCGGAUACAGCGCGUUGUUGGAUGUUUGGUACAUACUUUGGCAACCAGUUGUGCAGCCAUUGCUCGGCUUGCUCAUGGCAGGUGCUCUCGCUUCGAAAUUCCUGCGCUGA